GACCCGGGUACCAUCACGUGUCCAGUUCACAUCCUCACCAGGGGAGGCGCUGUUGCCUUCACAUUUCCCGGUCAGCUGCUCUCCUGUUGGGCUGCGCCUCUGGCUUCAUGGCCGCCCCCACUUCCGGCCUGGGCCUCCCGGGAUACCUGCUGCUUCUGCUUCUACUGACUUCCCCGACCUGGGUCACAUCAGUCAGUCGCCGACACCCCAAAGACCAGGCAAAUUCACCGAGCAGUGACGUGGCCUGUGGCCAACCAGUGCUGCAAGGCAAACUCUUGGGUGGAGAGUUGACUCGUGAUCGGAAAUGGCCGUGGCAGGUCAGCGUGCAUUACUCUGGUUUUCACGUCUGUGGUGGCUCCAUCCUCAAUGCCUACUGGGUGCUGACGGCAGCACACUGCUUUGCCAGGGGGAAGAAACUCCAAACCUUUGACAUGUACGUGGGCAUCACCAACCUUGAGGUGGCCAACAGACAUACCCAGUGGCUUGAGAUUAACCAGGUGAUCAUUCACCCCACCUUCGAAAUGUUCCACCCGGUUGGCGGGGACGUGGCGCUAGUGCAGCUGAAGAGCCCCAUCGUGUUUUCUGACUUCGUGCUCCCGAUCUGCUUGCCACCUUCCAACCUGAACCUCCACAAUAUGUCUUGCUGGACUACGGGAUGGGGAAUGAUCUCACCGCAAGGCGAAACCGGGAAAGAGCUAUUGGAAGCCCAGUUACCACUGAUCCCUAAAUUCCAGUGUCAGCUGCUCUAUGGAUUAACAUCCUACCUCCUGCCAGAAAUGUUGUGUGCUGCAGACAUCAAGAAUAUGAAGAAUGUGUGUGAGGGUGACUCUGGCGGUCCACUGGUAUGUAAACUGAACGAAACCUGGUUGCAGAUUGGAAUAGUGAGCUGGGGACGCGGUUGUGCCCAGCCCCUGUACCCAGGGGUGUUUGCCAAUGUCUCCUAUUUUUUGAGUUGGAUCCGUUAUUAUAUGGAAACCGUACCCAAUCCUCCUCAGAUACUCCCCUCCCUCUCUUCAUCCCUGAGAAACAACCUAAGCACUCUUUUGACCAUAAUGGGGAGCCUGCUGGUUUUGUGAGGACUGAGACACCUACCCCCUUGCGCUGCCUCAUGCCCUGUUUCUGUCCUCUAUACUUCUCUAAUCCUGUUCCCACAAAUCUUGUUCCAUGAAGUCGGGACACUUGUCCUAGACUCUA
Apodemus sylvaticus (European woodmouse) is the source of this 1194-nucleotide messenger RNA. RefSeq names its product serine protease 38 (gene Prss38). The record is from RefSeq and is a predicted model, not a curated record. Gene Ontology annotation, molecular function: serine-type endopeptidase activity. NCBI's taxonomy places the organism in Eukaryota, Metazoa, Chordata, Mammalia, Rodentia, Muridae. Bases 108 to 1076 code for a protein of 322 amino acids. The transcript has 5 exons. Gene Ontology annotation, biological process: proteolysis.